Symbiodinium sp. CCMP2456 is the source of this 1608-nucleotide messenger RNA. NCBI's taxonomy places the organism in Eukaryota, Dinophyceae, Suessiales, Symbiodiniaceae. The record is from the annotation of a GenBank genome assembly.
AUGUUGCCUGGACAUCAUGGACAAGAUAUGCUGGUUAAGCUUGCUGAAGGCAAGAGCAGCAAGAACAAGGCCCGCAACUUCAACCAGACUGUCAGCAAGCGUGGCUUUGCUCUCCGUGUUGCAAUUGCUUAUAUAUCAGUGGUGUGUCCUGCUGGCUUGGGCACGGUGAAACAUCCUAUUUUGCCGAUACAAGAUAUGGCCAAAGAAAUCUUUCGUAGCUACGAGGACAAGCUUUUGGCGGGUCGAUCGGUGGAAUCAGCACAUGGGCUUUUUCUGAGAUUCUGGAGGACUUUUCGACAAGUUCAGCCCGAGAGCAAAGUUUUCCAAGUCCAUUCCCAGGAUAGAUUAAGAUUUUGUAUUCCUUGCAAACUUCAUGUAGAUGAGGGCACUGGGGUUCGGAAGAGCGCAGUUCUCCAGUGCUCUUGGGGGCCAAUCCUCGCAUCUGGUGGUGCCAGCUGGCUCAGAUACUUCUUUUGGAGUUGCAUGGGUCACGAAUCUUACCGGCGCCUGAAUGUGGGCUUUGAAUGCGGCAACAGAGUGGUGGACUCAUUGACCCAAGAGUUUGCAAAUCAAGCAAAAGCAGCUUUGGAGACUGGUAUCGCAACCAAACACGGCACUUUUUAUUUGUGCUUUGUGUGUGUUGAAGGUGACCUGCCUGCUCAGGCAAAGGUUUUUCAUUGCAAGAGAAAUUUUCAGUGCGUUCCGAAUCCCAUGUGUCCUUGGUGCGGUGCCGACGGGUUUGCAAUCCCUUUCACUGAUGUUCGUGCUGGAGCAUCUUGGAAGGCCACAGUGGGUCGGGACGUCCCGUGGAUCAACAGACCGCCACUGGCUGAUUUAACUAGCAAUGGCGAGGGGAGCUUUUUGGCGAAAGAUCUUUUUCAUGUUGUUCAUUUGGGCAUUGGUCGCACGUUCUUAUCUUCGGCAAUUUGCUUCUUGAUAAACAUGGGACAUUUUGUUCCGACAGACCCACAUCUCGGACGAAGCAUUCCUGUGCGGAUACACGAAGCCUACGAUGAUUUCAAGCAGUUUACCCACCACAUCCUGAAGAAGACGCCGAAUGUUAAGCACUGGUCUCGCGAGAAUCUCCAUUGGACGGGGCCUAGAAGCAUGCCUGAAAAUAGUUUUAAAGCAUCGGACACACCCUUGAUGCUAGCAUGGCUUUUGGACUACCUGGGGCGACCUUUUCAACCAAACAACUUCAUCAGCAACAUGCUUGCUUGUGGUCAAGGCCUCGAUGAUUUUAUGCGGAUUUGUGCUAAGGCCGACCGGGUCUUUAUGACUCAAAAGGAAGCCCGACUUGCGGUGGGAGCUUUGGAUAAGUUUGUGAGCCACUACGUGCGGCUUGCAGCUGAUGCCAAUAGCGACGGCUUGGUAUUCUUCAACCUCACUCCUAAGCUUCAUUAUGUGGAUCAUGUCCGCAUGGACAUCAGGGGCCAACUUCAACACCAACGUAUCUUCAAUCCGAUGGCGUUCUCAACUGCAAUGGCCGAGGACUACGUUGGCAGGGCUUCGGUUAUUUCGAGGACGCCACAUCAGCUGGCCAUGCCGCUGCGCACAGCGCAGAAGUGGUUGAUUGAGACCAGACUCCGGUGGCGAGGUGAGAGAUAA